AUGGGUAGUACAUUCAAUAAAAAACAGGGUUCUGUUCAAGCACCCCCACAAUCGGGUUUUGGUUAUGCAGGUGUUCCACAACCUAUGCCACAACAGCAACAAUUUAUGCCACCACAGCAGCAAUUUAUGCCACCACAGCAACAAUUUAUGCCACAACAACCUGCUCAAUACCGACCACAAAUGGGUCCACCUCCACAACAACUAAACGUUCGACCAUCAUUUCCAAGUGGACCGACGACGCCACAACAGUCUGUUCCAUCAUCUUUAUCAUUACCAACUGGUCAAAAUCCACUAAUAUCUUAUCAAAACGAUAUGCUUCUUGCAAAUUUAACUGGUUGGACUAUUGCUGAUAUUGAACGAUUACGAACUGAAUUUACAAUUUAUGCUAAUCCUUUUGGUGUUAUUGAUCGUGAGGGUUUUCGUAAACUUUAUAUUGCAUCAUUAUUAAAUAUGACAUGGGAUGCUCUUGUACGUGAUGCUGAAAUAGCUUUUCGUAAUUUUGAUGUAAAUCAAACAGGUACAUUAGAUUUUCAUGAAUAUAUUACUGCUUGUUCACGGAUGACUAGGGAACUAAAUCCGUCAGGAUUAUCAUAA
Molecule: messenger RNA, 594 nt
Organism: Rotaria sordida
Lineage: Eukaryota; Metazoa; Rotifera; Eurotatoria; Philodinida; Philodinidae
Source: the annotation of a GenBank genome assembly